Molecule: messenger RNA, 3511 nt
Organism: Gadus chalcogrammus (walleye pollock)
Lineage: Eukaryota; Metazoa; Chordata; Actinopteri; Gadiformes; Gadidae
Gene: retreg2
Product: reticulophagy regulator family member 2
Exons: 9
Coding region: 118-2007 (629 amino acids)
Source: RefSeq, a predicted model, not a curated record
UCUUUUUUUUUUUUCUUUUUUUCUAAUUCAUGGGCCUGUGUCAGAUGUGCUCAUCAUCCGCCCAUCUCUCUAGCCCCGUGAUCUCCAAAACAACACUACGACGAAGUGGGUAAAAACAUGGCGAGUGGAGAGGAGGCCAGACGCCCGUCGGACACCUCCUCUUCGGUCGGACUGGAGUCGCUGUUCCCCCCCGGGGCGGCGGAGCACGACGCCUGCGAGGAGGGCAGUGCGGAACUGCUCGGCCUGCGGGAGAGCCUCCAGGGCUGGCUGUCGCCCUACGAGCCGCUGAUUUCAUGGCUGCAGAGGCUUCUUGUUUGGGAGAGGCCGCUGCACAGCAUCUUCGUCGCCCUGACUCUAAACACCUUAUUCUGGCUCCUGUCCUCCACUUCCCUGAGGCCCGUGUUUCUCUUGAGCGUGACUCUGCUGGGAUUCCUCCUGUUGGACCGAUGGAAGCACAAGCUGCCGCUCAUGAAAGUUCCGUCUACCGGAGUCAUCCCGGUACUCAGAGCUAGCAUGGGCGUGGAGCCGCGGCUGCUCAGCGUGCCAGAGCUCAGCCACCACCUGGCCGAGAGCUACCUGACCUCCCGCCUCUACCUGCAGGAGACCCUGCAGUACAAGCGGCAGCACCACCUCAAGUUCUGCGUGGUGAUGACCAGUGGCUCCCUGGUACUGGCCCUACUGGGGCACUACGUGCCGGGCAUCAUGAUCUCGUAUAUCAUAGUGCUGAGCGUGCUGGUGUGGCCUCUGGUGGUGUACCACGAGCUGAUCCAGAAGAUGUACACCGGAUUGGAGCCCAUCCUCAUGAAGCUGGACUACAGCAUGAAGGGAGACCCCGACCGCCGCAAGCACGACAAGAAGAAGGUGAGGAAGGAGAUGGAGGAAGGGGGAGAGCCCAGGGCCGAGACAGAGAGCGAGAGCGAGGAGGAGCUGUCCUGCUUCGCCCCCACGGUGGAUGUGAAGACAACGGCCCUGGCCAUGGCCAUCACGGACUCUGAGCUGUCCGACGAGGAGGCCUCCAUCUUGGAGAGCGGGGGGUUCUCCGUUUCCCGGGCGACCACGCCCCAACUCACGGACGUCUCCGAAGACCUGGACCAGCAAAGCCUCCACAGCGACCCGGACGAGGCCUACCUGAGAGACCUGCCCGAGUUCCCCUCCGUGGAGGAGCUCCCGUCCGCGGAGCCCGCCAGCCUGCUCCACUCCCGCCCGGGGCCGGGACCAGGGACUAUCCUAGCCUCGGCGGCCCAGCCGGGGGAACCCUCUGACGGGGUGGCCCUGAGCCCGGCCAGCCUCCUCUUCCAGCACCUGGCCACGCCCCUGCACUUUGUCAACACGCACUUCAACGGGAACGGGCAGCCGGUCGAAGGGGCAGGGGCCACACCGACCGACCGGGAGGUGGGAGUACCCGCCCCCGAGCACCGAGAGGAAGUCGACGAGCACGACGAGGACGAAGAACAGGAAGAGGAAACGGCGGCGGCGGUGGAGGGGGAGGUGGCGUCGGAGGUGGAGGUUGAGGGGGAGGGGGAGGGGGUCCACGGCAGUCAGCGCUCCCUGGAGGCGCUCAGCGAGGAGAUCGUCAGCACGGCCAUCUCCACCGUGGUGCAGAACACUCUGACGGCGCUGCGGCGCUCCGACCGCGAGCAGGAGCCCGGCCCCGCCCACUCCCCGCCCAGCGAGACGCCGACGGGCGCCGUGGAUACCAUCGCCGACGACGACCUCAUCGCUGACCCCCCCGCCAACAAGGACCCCCUCGACGAUGCUACCGCGGCAACCACCACGACGGACGUGCCGGAGCGGAGUCUUGAGGCAGAAGGGGCGGGGCCUGGGGAUAAGGAGGCGGAGCAAAAGGAAGACGAGGAGGAGGAGGAGGAAGACUUUGAGCUGCUCGACCAGAGCGAACUGGAGCAGAUGACGGAGGAGCGGGAAACGGGGGCGGACAAGCCGUUAGUGGGCGGGGUCUCUGGGGGCCCGGAGACGCUCCCGUCUCCCCCGCACCAACCGGAGUCCUAGCUCCAAGAGGCUCCGCCCCCCCCUCCAAACAAACAACCCCCAACUGUUUCUUGAUUUUGAUUGGUUAGAUAAAGGAUUGUAAAACGGUAUCCACUGUAAUAAGGUUCCAACUUUUGGUCAAACUUUAAAACCAGAGUCGUCGAAAAUAUAUAUGUUGGAAGAUUGAAGGUGUUUUUUCUGUUAAUCUGGUUUUAUUCGAAUGGGCAAUGCGCACGCCGGUUGUUCCCGAUGUAAAUGGUUCCUAAAAAAGACUUUGUCUCGGCUAACGGCGGUCGUUUGCGAGCGGUAUGCUAAUUCCACUCUCCGUUCCGUCCGACUUAAUGCUCCGUUGAUCUUCAGAUGCAUGUUACAGACGAUGUAGACGGCGAGUAAAUUACAAAAAAUCGUCCCAAAAGCAAAAUGGAGGGGAGUGCGUGUCCGAACUUUGGGGAUUCCGAAUUAACGUUAAAUCAACUUUUUCCGAAAAACUCGCCACAAACAGUCUCUCGCUAGGACUGUCGCUCGGGCUCGACUCGAAGUAACGGGCGUAGUCGUCGGAAGUACAAUGUGAAUUUAACUAUUAGCCAUUUCUACCAUCCUAUACUUCAAUACGACUAUUGGCUAUCAAACGCUGACUCCAUCCCGGUCAUAGGUUUAACGUUCAGAGUUACAACUGCUUUUUUUUAUGCAUCAAAGUGUGCGUGUAUAUCAAUAUAUAUGACACGUCCAGGGAAACGUUUCCUGGCCCCCCCUCCCUCCAUGUUUUAGGUGUCGUACCGUGUCAUCUGUGAGGUGUUGGACUGGAAACCCCUGUCGCCAUAGUGUGUAUACUACCAACCUCAAGCUCUCCCCCGUCCUUGUUCGCCCUUUUCACCAACACGCCUGAGAGAGCAGGUCUGUUUAUUGUUUUCUUUUGGCCUAUCUCGUUCCCCCAAAGAACAAUGAGCAACCGUGUUUUUUUUUUAUUUUUGUCUUGGAACACACUGUAACCAGAUGUCUAUUUUAGAAAGAGGGCUUUUAUUGUGAAAAAGAGUUUCGAAAUGUUGGAUUAUCACUAUUAUAAUAGCUAUUAAUAUAUACGUUAUUUAAUUGGACAAGACUGCUGAUGAGAUUUCAUUUUAAGGUGAUGUGGGGAGAGACGAGAAUCAAGUUUUGUUAAAACUUGUUUUGGGUCUGCAACAAUGAUUGUAUGAUAGAUUUUGGAUCUUUUGCACUCUGGACGUUCAUGUAUAGAAACAUAUUCCCAAUGUGAGCUUUGAACCAUAAACUAUUCCUCCUCAUUACCCAGACCAUUCCAAGGCUUACCUAAAAGGAAUCGGGGGAGGGGGGGGGGAAUGUUACCAGGACCUGGAGAAAAGAAAUGGAACCCAUUUCUACAUUUCGAGCUGCAUAUACGCACGCCCAUGCACAGACGUGACUUUGCUGUCGAUAUACAAGGCUAGCUCCUUAAUUUAACCAUCGGCCUUGAUUUCUGUUUCAAAGAAGAACGUUUAAAAAAAAAAAAAAAAGGUCAAGGUUACAAUAA